Molecule: messenger RNA, 4467 nt
Organism: Cyprinus carpio (common carp)
Lineage: Eukaryota; Metazoa; Chordata; Actinopteri; Cypriniformes; Cyprinidae
Product: enhancer of filamentation 1-like
Biological process (GO): cell migration; cell surface receptor protein tyrosine kinase signaling pathway
Cellular component (GO): cytoplasm; plasma membrane
Molecular function (GO): protein binding
Source: RefSeq, a predicted model, not a curated record
AGUGCGCGCUCCUCCCGCUCGCGCUCAGAUUAAUUUACAGACCCUCAAGCCCGUAGCGCAUUUACCGUUAUCACUCCGUUCCUGCGAUACACAGUGAAAAUGGGCCAGAUAGGCGUCUAGUCUCGUUUAAACGCUCAAAGAAGAGUUUCUUCUGACCUUGAACACGGAUUUUGUUUCUUACUGGAGUUACUAAAGAGCGGAGGACGCGUAAAAAUGAAGUACAAAAAUCUAAUGGCUAAAGCCCUUUACGAUAAUGUCCCAGAAUCUCCAGAAGAGCUGGCUUUCCGGAAAGGCGACAUCCUGACCGUCAUCGAGCAGAACACUGGCGGUCUGGAGGGAUGGUGGCUCUGUUCGCUCCACGGCCGUCAGGGCAUCGCACCCGGCAACCGCCUCAAACUGCUUAUCGGACCAAUGUUUGAAGGACAGAUGCCUGCAUCCCCCUCCCCUCCACAGGGUCACUCUCUCCAGCCGAGAGAGUCACACCUCACACCUCAGGGUGUGUACCAGGUGCCGCCUUCCCACCAGAGUCCGCAGGGACAGGGCAUCUACCAGAUCCCUCCAUCUAAAGAUGUGUACCAGGUUCCACAGAGAAGCGCACAGAAAGCUGAUGGGACUCCCAGCAAGGUGGUGACCCCAAUCCGCGUAGGGCAAACAUACGCUUACAGUCCUGUGGCAGAUUCAUCUCAUGACCUCUACGAUGUUCCUCCAAUUCGUCAACAGGGGGUGUACGAUAUUCCGGCGAGUAAACAAACUGGACAGCACGGCAUCCCCAGAGCCCAGGGCCUCUACGACACCCCCCCUUCCCAGGACCUGCGAUCAAAAGGACUGUAUGACAUACCGCCAACAUCACAAGGGGUGUACUCCACGCCACCUAGCAAGAAUAACAUUGCACAAGAAGAAGGGAGUUACGACUUUCCACAGCCUUCGAAGCACAAGCAAGAAGGUAUAUAUGACGUUCCACCACCGUCACUCUCCAAAGGUUCCCCAUGCUCCAACUAUGACUUCCCGCCCAGCUCUGAGCCAAUGUCCCGCAAGGGCAUGAACAACAGCGCUGGCAUCUACGACGUUCCCGCCAGCCAACUAGCCACAGGUGGAUCUCAGGACUUGUAUGAUAUUCCACGUGGAAUGCCGCAGAAUCGACACACUUCUUCUGAAAGAGACAGAAAUAAAUCAGUUUACGAUAUUCCUCCAGGAGACACUCGCUUACUCGGUGACGUGACCGAAGGUGUCAACCGCUUGUCGUUUUCCAGCACGGGAAGCACUCGCAGUAGCAUGUCGACCUCCUCUUCUUCCGCCGGAUCGCCCGCCGAGGGCCGGCUAACAUUGGAUCUAGACUCUGCGGUCCAGAGAUUGAGUCGUCUUCAGCAAGGUCUGGAGUCUUCAGUUUGUGCGCUGCAAACUCUUGCGUCAUCGCCUCACUGGCGAACGUACAGCUUCAUGGAGCGUCACACCAACGAGGUCCGCGUUUCAUUGGAGCGCGUCAAGUGUGCGCUCUCAGAUUUUCUCGUAUUUGGCCGUGGAGCGGCUGCGAAUGGCACCACGUUGUCCGAUCCAGGAUUGCACUCCAAGUUGCGACGCCAGUUGCAACGUCUAGAAGAUUCCCAUCAGAUUCUUCAACAAACACACCAAACUUUAGAAAACAAUUGUUGGGCCCUUAAUAUCCUAGUAAUGGGUGCCAAACAUCAGAACAAGAGUGACGAACUGGAACGUUUUGUAAUGGUGUCACGGACAGUGCCUGAUGAUGCCAAGCAGCUGGCUUCAACAAUAGGGGGCAGUGCUGAGCUGCUUUUCCGAAGAGCACCAAUAGAAGGCAUCGUUCACCCCUUUACUUGCACCCCAACGGAGGAUGACAGCUACGGAGCCAAGACCAAACCUUUCCCCGUAUCUCAUGACAAAGCAAACAUGAACAGAGAGAAGUGCGUUAAAAGCUGGAUGGAAGAUUAUGACUACGUCCAUCUACAGGGAAAAGAUGAAUUUGAACGUCAACAGAAGGAACUUUUAGAGAAGGAGAACAUCACCAAACAAAGCAAAGUCCAACUCGGACAAGAACAGCUGAACCAGUUCAAACAGCUCGAACAGGAAGUGAUCAAACCUGUAGAGAACGACAUCACCAAAUGGAUCUCCCACCAACAUUCAACAGGCUCCUCCUCCUCAUCUUCAGACUCCUCCUCUAAUUUCUCCAUGGGAGGCGGAGCUCCGAUGUGUUUGCGUGAUCGCCAACUGUUGGGCUUCUACGCGGACCAAUGCGAACAGCACUUUGUGACACUGUUGAAUGCAGUAGAUGCUUUUUUCGGCUGCGUAAAGGCUGGGCAACCUCCACGAUUCUUCGUUGCGCAUGGCAAAUUCGUCAUUCUGAGUGCCCACAAACUUGUGUUUAUCGGGGACACUCUGUCGAGACAAGCCUCGGCGGCUGAAGUGGCGAAUCGCGUCAUGAACUUAAGCAACAUGCUGUGCGAGAUGUUAAAGACAGUCGUGGGCGCCACCAAAAUAGCGGCCCUUCACUAUCCCAACACGGCUGCUGUACAGGAAAUGGUAGAUCGCGUGACGGACCUCUCGCACUUGGCACAACAAUUUAAAGUGCAGCUCUCGCAGAUGGCGGGAUUGUGAUGUCAUCAGCAUGAUGUCAAUUACUUCUGAACAAAGACUGUCAGUUUAACAUAUAUAUUUAUACUUCAAUAGAUGCAUCACUGAAAGUUGUCUUUUGUAAAUAGUCCUGCUUUCUGUAAAUAUUUGGCUCUAUAUUUUGUGUAGAUUUGUUUUAUAUAAUAAUAAUGAUAAUAAUAUUAACUGAAUGAAUAGAAAUGAUUGAGACUUGCAUUUGUAGAGUGACUGAUAACAUUCCUGAUCGUUUUGUGUAUUAGGCACCUUACAAGUUGUCCUUAACUGCUAAUUAUUGUUUAUUGCUGAACGCCAGAACCUAAAAAAAAGGAAAUAGUUUGUUUUGAAAAUGUGCUGUAUUGUGUGACCAGAGAACAAAGUAAAACAUUUCUCUGUCUUUGUUAUAAAAAUUGUUUCACUUGUUUUUGUUUGAAUAUUCUGGUAAGGGAAUCUCACAAAAAAAAAUGUUCCAGGUCAUAUUUUACCCCAAAAUCAAAAAGAAAUCACAUUUAGUUGAUGCUUACUUUAGAAUCAUUAAUAUUUUCUGCAUUGUGGCAUUUUUUUUUUUACAAUGAAACACUGUUUGUAUUACUGUACUGUAGAAAAAAAAUGCAUUUCAUUACUGUAUUAUGACAAAAAUAAAUGUACAUAUACAAAUAUAUACAACACAUAUAAAGUAUUUUAACAUCAUGGCAGUAUUUGUUUUACUACUUUUAUGCUUAUUUAAAAAUUACUGAAUAACAGUAUUUUAUUACAGUAAAAAAAAAUAUAUAUAUAUUUGUGUUUUUAUUAAAAUGUCACAAUGCAAUAAUUAAAAAAAUCUCAAUGCAGCCAAAAAUCAUUUUUCUUCACAUAAAAUGUUUCUUUUCGUGGUGAAAUGUGACCCAAACAUGUUUCCGUGAGAUUCAUUCUGCUAUCGCAGCAUAGCUAACCAGGUAAACCAUGUUAAACGAACGUGAAAUCUGGCAGAAGCGAGGAAGAUGUUUUCCCAAGAGCUUUCACCCCUCCAUUAACAUAACUCAAUGUCCCACCGAUCCAUAAUUCCCAAAGUAUUAUCAGAUGAUCCAAUUGGACAGAUAUAAUCUGAUAAAAAAAGACCUUAUGGAUGCAAGCGUCCCAAACCAUCUCUUUGGACCUUAGUGACUAAUACUUUCCAUUCCAGGCUGUAAUGAAAUGAGCAUGUAUCAUGGCUCAUGUGGGUUAGCGAUGAUGAGAGGCCAUGCAAAGGGGACUGAAGAGUAAGACGAGCACAGUCUGAACAGAGUGCCACACCAUAUUAUCAUUAACAUUAACCUGCUGGAACAUUCGGAGCACCACAUGUCUGCCCAAUCUAAUUUGGUAGGUUUUUUUUUUUGCCAUCAUACGAGUAAUUCGGCCUUUUCCUCAUCUAACAAUGUUUUUAACAGAUGCACAUGAUGAUUUAGCAUGUGGCCUGCGGUGAGAUGAAGGACAUUAGCUCAUGCAGCAGGUGCUCUAUACAACUGUGCACCAGUUUCACCAAACAUUACCAGUGGCUAAUGGGCAAAUUUUUUGAUGGAUCAUUCCCUGCACACUGCAGGCACAUAAUAGAGACAUUUGUUACAUACAGCAGCAUUAUAUUGUUUUUUUUGUUGUUGUUUUUUAUGUAACAAAGGAAUAAUCCAGAUUGUGUACAACAUACUAUGGUUUGCAUCUGUUGCAUGUUGUUGAUUACCACUAACAAUAAUCCCAAUUUGUCCCAUAAUUCAUUCAACUAGGUUUAUAUUAAAUGCUCUUACAAAUGAACAAAUUGCUGUAAUUGUCCAUUUAAACCACACUCAGAACUAAAAGACACUGAGAAGAACUGCAAACUGUGUCUUCAAACACCACAUAAAUCAUCUUGAAAUGAAA